AUUUAUUUAAUUUUCUCUCUCUCUCUCUUUGCCUUUGCAGCCAGCGCAGCGGCUAAUCCAGUUCAAACUCAAUUAGCUGCUGCUGCUCUAAAUGAUGCCCGAAACUGAACGCGACACGUUGUUGGCCACCGAAAUGAUGACCCAGCAUCAGCAUCAACAUCAGCAGCUGCACUUGCCACAGCAGGCGGCCGCCAUUGCCACGCCCACUUACAAUAUGGGCAUCAGUUCAUAUGUCUACAGCAGCGCGCUUACUAUACCCAGCCAGCCAGCCCAACCAGCUCAGCCAGCGGCGCUGGUUAGUCCCAGCAGCAAGGAGAAGCUCGUCAAUCUGCUGCGCGUGCGCGAUGCCGGCGGCAGCGUCAGUCCCAAUCCCAGCUCACCGCCCACAUUUCUGCAGCGUCAACUGGAGGCGCCACGUCAGCGUCGCUCGCUGACGCCCUAUCCCGCUAGCUGGCAUGCGCAUGUCUAUGCACGUCCGCCCAAUCGUCCCACGCCGCACUCCAUUGCAGACAUACUGGGCAUGGCGCUGGCGGAGAAGGAUGCCUAUGCCAGCGCUGCGGUUGCUGUAGCGCUCAGCGCCGCCGCCGCCAGCUCAGCUGCCACCUCACCCAAGAGCAUAUUGCGCAACAUUGAGCAGCAAUACGCGCAGCAGCAGCAGCAGCCCGCGGAGCAGCAGCAGCGCGCACAGCGCAGCGCUUCGAUGAGCGACGCUAGCGAGGAGGACAACCUAACAGCAACUUCAACUGCAGUUACAGCAGCAACAGUUGCAGUUGCAAGCACAGCGAGUGCUACAAAUAGCGCUGCAAUUGCUGCUGCCGCUUCGCUUGAUCAGCCAUUGAAUCUGUGUGUGGCCAAAAAGUCACGCGACAGCAGCAGCGCCACGUCGCCCAUGCCGUCGAGCAAGUCAGCGAAUCAGUUAAUAGCCAAAGCGAGCGCUAAGAAAGAACACAGCGGCAAACCAGCUGCGAAGAAGAAGAAGCUAACGCUAGCGCUGCCACCGGAUUUGAGUCCCACAGGCAGCAGCGACAGUUUGAUGCGUGACAAGCUGCUGGCCAGCAAUAGUUCACCCAACGCUGCAGCACAAACGCAGCCGAGCAGCAACAACAACAGCAAUCUGGAGACAACCGAAGAUGACUCCGAUUCGGGGUCAACAGAUGCGCGACGCAAGAAGAAAGCGCGCACCACAUUCACAGGUCGCCAGAUCUUUGAGCUGGAGAAACAAUUUGAGAUUAAAAAGUAUCUGAGCUCAAGCGAACGCACUGAAAUGGCAAAGCUGCUGCUGGUAACAGAGACACAGGUAAAAAUCUGGUUUCAAAAUCGUCGCACAAAAUGGAAAAAACAAGAUAAUGUCACCAAUAACGAAGCAGCCGAGCACAAGUCAACAAAUACCAAUAAAAACGCAGACACACCAACAAAAGCCAAUAGCACGACUGAUGAGAGUCCCAAUCCGGUAGCCAGCAACAAUGUGGAUACGCCAGCUACAAAAAAAUCCGCCAAUAGUCAAGCGGACAAGACACGCAACAGCAACAGCAAUAAUGGGACAGGUGUAACCAAUGUGAAGGGCAACAGCGAGAGCAAAGCGCAGGCUAAACAAAGCACAAAGCUCAAAAAACAAUUGAAUUCUUUGCUGGAGAAGAGCGCCAAGCUUACAAAUGGAGCUAGCGAGUCCGGCAAAGCAGCUGACAAGCGUCAAUCCGCUAAUAACAUCAACAACAAUAGUAAUAAUAACAACAACAACAAUGUUGUGGAUAGUUUUCAUCAUCAUCGACUGCAUCAGAAUGCUAUACCCUUGACUGUGGAGCCCGCAGCGCCCUUGGAACAGACUGAAAAGCUUGACAUCAAGCUGGAGGAAUCGCCAGCGCUGGGAUUGCAACGCGCUGCAGCAGCAGCGGCAAAAGCUGCGGCAGCUGCUGCUGCGCUGGAUAGCGAGCGCAGUCAAUCCCAGCCAGCAAUAUCAGAAAUGGACUUUGAAAGCAAACUGGCGGCCUCUAAGAUAUCCAUAGCAUUGGCUCUGGCUAACAAUAAGCCGUCAAAGUGCAACAGCGUCGAGCUGGAGAAGCCCAACAGCGAGUCUGAGGAUGAAGAGGCGCUCAGCGAGCCGGGUAGCCCAGCUGAGCCACAGGACGCGCAGGAGCAGGAUGUGGAUAUGCAUGAGACUUAAGUCACAGUCACGCCCACAAGAACGAACGCCAGUCAAAUUAACUUGUGCCAAAAAGAAUAAACAAACAGUCGAAUAUUUGCUCAAGCAUUUCCUAAACAAUAUUUGUCUAUGUGUGUGUGUGUGUGUCUCGGUGUGCUUUUGUUAGUUUAAGGCAUUUACAUAUUAAUAUAAUUUAUUGCAUGUAAUUUUGUACGCUUAAGCAACUUAAACUUAAGUUCUAGGCUUUGUAAACGUUGCCAUUAGAAACGCAUUUAAAUGUUUAAUUAGCUGUAUUGAAAACUAAAUGGAAAAACUACAAAAAUAAAACACUUUAAACUAAAUGUAAUUUGAACUUGCUAAAAAUUUCUUGUGAUAAUGUAUACGACAGUUGAAAUGAGGAGAGCGCGCGACAGAAUGAAGUCAAUAACAACAACAAUUGGUGAAUUCAUGUUAAUUAACAAAACUUAAACUUAAUAAAUACUAUAUUA
Messenger RNA from Drosophila busckii, 2628 nucleotides. It is a transcript of the gene NK7.1, whose product is annotated as homeobox protein slou. Gene Ontology annotation, molecular function: RNA polymerase II cis-regulatory region sequence-specific DNA binding; DNA-binding transcription factor activity, RNA polymerase II-specific. Bases 92 to 2161 code for a protein of 689 amino acids. Gene Ontology annotation, cellular component: nucleus. Gene Ontology annotation, biological process: regulation of transcription by RNA polymerase II; cell differentiation. The record is from RefSeq and is a predicted model, not a curated record. The transcript is spliced from 3 exons. NCBI's taxonomy places the organism in Eukaryota, Metazoa, Arthropoda, Insecta, Diptera, Drosophilidae.